This is a messenger RNA of Arabidopsis thaliana (thale cress), 2032 nucleotides long. Its product is annotated as Ypt/Rab-GAP domain of gyp1p superfamily protein. The record is from RefSeq and is marked reviewed. The coding region runs from base 388 to 1689 and encodes 433 amino acids. The transcript has 11 exons. NCBI's taxonomy places the organism in Eukaryota, Viridiplantae, Streptophyta, Magnoliopsida, Brassicales, Brassicaceae.
AUUAGAGAGAAGUGAUGGAGAAACUCCGUUAUUUGUGGAGGCAACAACUAUUGUGUAAUGAGACCAGCUCAUCAAUCAUCAUCUCCAGAAAAAAGGAAUGAUACAAGAAACUUAGUUGAUAGAUAGACGACAGGAAAAUAAUAUACGCAGAAAGAAACCUAAAAAAAAAAGUUUCUGUCUUUAGACUCCAAUCCACUAAGCUCCAAGCUGGGUCCCCUUAAAUUCUCAAUCUUUUUCUCCCUAAAUUUCCUUUAAUUUCUUCAUUGAUCAUUGCUCAUUGAUCGAUCUUCUGAGUUUUGAGGGGACCCCGAUCCAAAGUGUAUCUCUUUCUGUUUUGCUCAGCAUUUGGAUUUGAUUUCUUUUUUUUCCCGGGAAAGUUUGAUAGAGAUGUGGGGAGGCGCAGGUGAGCCAGCAGAUUCUUACUACCAAGUUCGUCCUGAGUGCACCGAUGUCCCCAAGACCAGAUUCAAAAUCAAGCCUGGUAAAACUCUAAGUGUAAGAAAAUGGCAGGCUGUAUUUGUACAAGAAGGGUCUCUCCAUAUUGGCAAGACUCUAAGACGCAUCCGAAGAGGGGGAAUCCAUCCAUCAAUUAGAGGCGAAGUAUGGGAAUUCCUACUUGGUUGUUAUGACCCAAUGAGCACAUUCGAAGAAAGAGAGCAAAUUCGACAACGCAGAAGAUUGCAGUAUGCUUCUUGGAAGGAAGAGUGUAAGCAAAUGUUUCCUGUCAUUGGAAGUGGAAGAUUUACUACCGCACCUGUAAUUACUGAAAAUGGUCAACCCAACUAUGAUCCUCUUGUACUUCAGGAAAUAAAUUUAGGUACAAACUCAAAUGGUUCAGUUUUUUUUAAAGAGCUCACAAGUCGUGGACCUCUUGAUAAAAAAAUUAUCCAAUGGCUGCUAACACUUCACCAGAUAGGUCUUGAUGUGAACCGUACAGACAGGGCCUUGGUAUUUUAUGAGAAAAAGGAGAACUUAUCGAAGCUCUGGGAUAUUCUGUCUGUUUACGCCUGGAUAGACAACGAUGUCGGGUAUUGUCAAGGAAUGAGUGAUCUUUGUUCCCCAAUGAUUAUUCUUCUUGAAGACGAAGCUGAUGCAUUUUGGUGUUUUGAACGGCUCAUGCGUCGAUUGCGAGGAAAUUUCCGUAGUACCGGGAGAUCUGUUGGAGUUGAAGCUCAACUUACUCAUUUGUCUUCAAUUACUCAGGUUGUUGACCCCAAACUUCACCAACAUCUAGAUAAACUUGGGGGAGGUGACUAUCUCUUUGCCAUCCGGAUGCUAAUGGUUCAAUUCCGAAGAGAAUUCUCAUUUUGCGACUCUCUGUACCUUUGGGAGAUGAUGUGGGCCCUCGAGUAUGACCCCGAUCUUUUUUAUGUAUAUGAGGCGCAUCAAUGCGGGAAUGAGAAAACAGAAGGGUUAAAAGGUAAACCGAAGUCAAUUAAGCAAUGUGGAAAGUAUGAGAGGCAAAACAUGAGGAAUGGAGGAAAAAGUGCAGAAGGUCCUUUACCUAUAUCGGUAUUUCUAGUGGCCAGUGUCUUGAAAGACAAGAGUUAUAAGCUAAUGACUGAAGCUCGUGGACUCGACGAUGUUGUUAAGAUACUUAACGAUACGACUGGGAACUUGGAUGCCAAAAAAACAUGUUCUGGAGCCAUAAAAAUUCACAAGAGAUAUCUAAGAAAGGCUAAGAAAUAGCAUUGGUAAACAUUCAUGAUUCUGCCGCCGAAUCAUGAGAAGCUUUCUUUUGUAAUUCGCUAAAUCUGGGGAGGAACCGAAUCUUCCUAUCGUUUUUUCUAACGAUUUUUUUGGGUGGAAGCUGGGAGAACCUUGGAGCCUUGAAUAACCCUUAACACACAUACACACACACAAGAAAAAUAUACUUAGUAAGCUGUUCAUAAAAGUUUAUGUUGUAUCCCUUCAUAUAUAAACAAACAUGGUUUUUGUUACUAACGGGAAAAUAAAAAGGAAAGAGAUUGUUCUUAAGUUUACAAAUGAUCAUUUUAUGUUCUAAAAGAAGAAAUAUUUUGAAACUUGGGGU